AUGGCUAGGACAUUUAUCCUUGUCGGCGACCACUAUCAAUUGCCUCCUCUGGUCCAGAAUAAAGAGGCUCAAGAAGGUGGCCUAGACAUCAGUUUGUUCAAAACACUCUCCGACAACCAUCCUUCUUCAGUCGUGAACCUCGAGCACCAAUAUCGUAUGUGCGAAGAGAUCAUGACACUCAGCAAUACCUUGAUCUAUGACGGCCGUCUCAAAUGCGGCACAGCAGCAGUCGCCACUCGCUCAAUCGUUAUUCCUAGCAUAGACGCCCUCAGGCAACAUCACCAUAACCCUCGCAGUAUCCUCUCUGCCGACCCAAAGAAAGUCUGCCCUGGCCCUACCCGAGGGUCCUGCUGGCUCCGCGAUCUCCUCGAUCCUUCCGUCAAAGCCUGCUUCGUUAAUACAGACCCUCUCUUGCCUCUUUCUCGUGAAGCCCUGGAAAGCGGGUUACGGAUCACAAACCCCUGCGAAGCAAAAUUGGCCACCCAACUCGUCGAAUCUCUUAUCACCACAGGAAUUGCUCCUACAGACAUUGGUGUCAUUACUCUUUACCGUUCCCAGCUGGCACUGAUCAAGCAAUCUCUCCGCCACCGCUCGGGCGUCGAAAUGCACACCGCGGAUAAGUUCCAAGGCCGUGACAAAGAAGUGGUGGUACUCAGCCUCGUUCGUAGCAAUGAAGACCAAAAUGUCGGAGAGCUGCUGAAGGAUUGGCGGAGAGUCAAUGUUGCACUGACAAGAGCGCGAACCAAAUUGCUUGUGUUGGGGAGUAAGAGUACGCUCGUGGGAAACGACUUGUUGAAGGACUUUAUCGUAUUGAUGGAAAGAAAGGGGUGGUGGUUUGAUCUACCGGCAGGAGCAUGUGAAGGACAUGUCUUCGAAGACGUACAGACGCAAAUCUCUGGUAGGGGAAGCGCUGACACCAAGGCUGAAGUGGACUUUGGGAAGGCGAAGGUAAACAUUGAGAGGCAGGCACUUGGAGAAGGCAAGGAGAACAAAAGGGGUAGGAGGGUCCCCGCGAAGCAGGGGAAGUUGGAUGUCAGCGUCUUGAUGGGCAAGAGGCCUAUUUUGAGAGACAUCAUUAACGAUGCUUCUUGA
Messenger RNA from Letharia columbiana, 1092 nucleotides. RefSeq lists its product as uncharacterized. The coding region runs from base 1 to 1092 and encodes 363 amino acids. Gene Ontology annotation, biological process: replication fork reversal. Lineage: Eukaryota; Fungi; Ascomycota; Lecanoromycetes; Lecanorales; Parmeliaceae. The transcript has a single exon. The record is from RefSeq and is a predicted model, not a curated record. Gene Ontology annotation, cellular component: cytoplasm. Gene Ontology annotation, molecular function: 5'-flap endonuclease activity.